Messenger RNA from Penicillium odoratum, 1506 nucleotides. Its product is annotated as UbiD family decarboxylase. Lineage: Eukaryota; Fungi; Ascomycota; Eurotiomycetes; Eurotiales; Aspergillaceae. Gene Ontology annotation, biological process: ferulate metabolic process; cinnamic acid catabolic process. The record is from RefSeq and is a predicted model, not a curated record. The transcript is spliced from 2 exons. Gene Ontology annotation, molecular function: carboxy-lyase activity. Gene Ontology annotation, cellular component: cytoplasm. Bases 1 to 1506 code for a protein of 501 amino acids.
AUGGUUGCUACCGAACCCCACCUCAACUUCCGGUCCUUUGUCGAGGCCCUCAAGGCUGACAACGAUCUCGUCGAAAUCAAUGACCCCAUUGAUCCUUAUCUCGAAGCCGCUGCUAUUACUCGCCUUGUCUGCGAAACCGAUGACAAGGCUCCUCUGUUCAACAAUGUGAUUGGUGCCCAGAAUGGUCUCUUCCGUAUUCUAGGAGCCCCAGGAUCUCUCCGCAAGUCUCCCAAAGACCGAUAUGGCCGUCUCGCCCGUCACCUGGGCCUACCACCCACCGCAUCGAUGAAGGAUAUCCUCGACAAGAUGCUGUCCGCUAGCGAGCUGACUCCAAUUGAACCCACGAUUCUUCCCACUGGUCCCUGCAAGGAAAACUUCCUCGAGGAGAGCCAGAUCGAUUUGACCAAGCUUCCCGCUCCGCAAAUCCACGCGGCCGAUGGUGGCAAAUACAUCCAAACCUACGGCAUGCACAUCGUUCAGUCUCCUGAUGGAUCGUGGACCAAUUGGUCUAUUGCCCGCGCGAUGGUUUCAGACGAUAAGCACUUGGCAGGUCUGGUCAUCGAGCCGCAGCACAUCUGGCAGAUCCACCAGAUGUGGAAGAAGGAGGGCCGGGACGUGCCUUGGGCUCUGGCCUUUGGUGUACCCCCUGCAGCUAUUAUGGCAUCCAGCAUGCCCAUCCCUGACGGAGUCACUGAGUCUUCCUAUGUUGGUGCGAUGACUGGAUCUUCCCUGGAGCUGGUCAAGUGUGACACCAACAACCUUUAUGUGCCUGCUACUUCCGAGAUUGUCUUCGAGGGUACCUUGUCCAUCACCGAUCGGGCACCCGAGGGACCAUUCGGAGAAAUGCACGGCUACGUCUUCCCCGGCGACACCCACCUGUGGCCUAAGUACAAGGUCAACCGGAUCACCUACCGCAAUGACCCGAUUCUCCCUAUGUCAUCCUGUGGUCGUCUGACUGAUGAGACUCACACCAUGAUUGGCGCCUUGGCUGCCGCAGAGAUCCGCAAGAUUUGCCAGAACGCUGGUCUCCCUAUUACCGAUUCUUUCGCGCCGUUUGAAUCGCAGGUCACUUGGGUUGCUCUCAAGGUGGAUACUGCUCGUCUGCGGGAGAUGAAGACCACCUCCAAGGAGUUCUCCAAGAAGGUUGGAGAUCUGGUGUUCAACCACAAGGCUGGAUAUACCAUCCAUCGCCUGGUUCUUGUCGGGGAUGAUAUCGACGUUUACAACGGGAAAGAUGUGAUGUGGGCAUUCAGCACUCGCUGCCGACCUAACCUCGACGAGACCUUCUUCGAGGACGUGCGUGGAUUCCCACUUGUCCCGUACAUGUCCCAUGGCAAUGGAUCCCCCACUAUGGGAGGUAAGGUGGUCUCGGACGCCCUUAUGCCCACCGAAUAUACGACUGGUCAAGAUUGGUUGGCUGCCGAUUUCAAGAAUUCCUAUCCCGAGGAAUUGAAAAAGAACGUUCUGAACAACUGGGAAAAAUGGGGUUUCCGCCGCGAGGAGUAA